This is a messenger RNA of Adineta ricciae, 1503 nucleotides long. Lineage: Eukaryota; Metazoa; Rotifera; Eurotatoria; Adinetida; Adinetidae. The record is from the annotation of a GenBank genome assembly.
AUGAUGAAAGGAUAUAUUCGCAACAAUCAGGCACAAAAAGCAAUUGAACUUUUCUUCCGAAUACCAAAUACAGAUGAGAAAAAUGUUUCAUCGUUUUUUCAUGCAUGUUCACAAGUUCCAAACGAAAAAACAUUAGAAUUAGUGAAGAAAGUUUUUUCUAACCUUCCCGAUCGUUACCAAAAUAACGAAUAUAUUUUGACAAAUGUUUUUAAUGUCUUCAUCAAAUGCAAUGAUCUAUCAAACGCUGAGAAAAUUUUUCCUAAAAUUGCCACCAAUGCGUUUAGUUAUGGAAAUUUCAUGAAUGCAUUGAAUAAAAACAAUCAACCAGUGAAAACAUUAAGCUUAUUUGAAGAAAUGACAAGAAAACGUAUCAAAUUGGAUGCAACGGUUUCUCUUCUCUUACUCAGUGCGUGUGCUGCCAUUGGAAUUUAUACAGUAUCUCAAUCGAUAUUCGAAGAAAUCCCGAAAUCAUGUCUGAACGAUCUUUAUAUAAAAAAUUCAUUGAUUGAUAUGUGGGGAAAAUCGGGUUGUAUUGAUAAAGCAAAGAAUACAUUCGAAUCAUUGAGUCAACCGGAAACAGUUGGAUAUACAUCGAUGAUUAACUCAUAUGGUUUGAAUGGAAUGGGCUUCGAUGCAGUCAAGUUAUUUUAUCAAAUGCCAGCGAAUCUUAUUCGCGAUGAAACUUAUGUAUGUGUUUUAAACGCAUGUUCACAUGCUGGACUUGUUGAAGAGGCUCAAAAGAUAUUUGCAACAAUAGAAAAGAAAACCGAAGAAAUUUGCACGACUAUGGUCGAUUGUUUUAGUCGCUUGUCGCUUUUCACACAAGCAGAAGAGAUUGUUGACGCUUACGAAUCGAAUCAUGCGCCAUCACCAGGAAUGCUUAUGGCGUUAUUGUCUGGCGCUCGAAAUGCGAAGAACUCAGAUUUAGCAGAAAAAACUUUUCAUCGUAUCCAGAAACAUUUCCCUCAACUAAAAGAUCGAAUAGUUGCUGCGUCUGUUUUACUUGCAAAUGUCUAUGCAUCGAUAGGUCAGAUAGAUCAGUCAUUUAGUCUAAAAAAACAAUUGUCUCAGUCUGGUUUGAAAAAAACAAGUGGAGUUUCUUAUAAUGAAGUUAAUGGCAAGAUAUAUGCAUUUCGUGCUCACGAUUCAUCGCAUCCUCAGUCCAAGGAAAUCUAUGAAGAAAUUGAUAAAAUCAAUCAAGAACUCAUUUCGCACGGUCACGAUUACGAUUCUAGUUGGAUCACACGUCCGUUACAUUCAGAUGAAACUGUUGAAUCAGUUCUGUGUGGCCAUAGUGAAAGACUCGCGAUCGCAUGGAAUUUUGUCGUCCAUCCCAAUGCAUCACGAAUUCAAAUUACAGAAAAUCUUCGUAUCUGCGGCGAUUGUCAUCGAGCAACGAAAUUGAUUGCAAAUAUCCGACAAUGUGAAAUAAUUGUUCGCGACGCAAAUCGUAUUCAUCAUUUCUAUCGAAAUGGACAAUGCUCAUGUAACGAUCAUUUCUAA